Messenger RNA from Cynoglossus semilaevis (tongue sole), 1037 nucleotides. It is a transcript of the gene ociad2, whose product is annotated as OCIA domain containing 2. The transcript is spliced from 7 exons. NCBI's taxonomy places the organism in Eukaryota, Metazoa, Chordata, Actinopteri, Pleuronectiformes, Cynoglossidae. The coding region runs from base 102 to 659 and encodes 185 amino acids. The record is from RefSeq and is a predicted model, not a curated record. Gene Ontology annotation, cellular component: mitochondrial inner membrane.
GUUACAGCUAGUUAGUAAGGCUCAGGGUGGGGGAGUACUUGGCAGAGUCGGUUGUAGUUGCACGAUAAAGGUUGUAAGAGAUUGGCCUUAGCUCCUGGGUCAUGAGUUCUGAAACUAAAGAACAAAUUAUUGUGAAGACGGCAGACCUGGCCGCUGUUGGUCUGAAUCCUGAGGCACCAAAAGGAGAGAGGAAGUGUCCCUUGGGUGAUAAACAUAUCCAUAGAGAAGAUGUUAAAAAGGUCUGGAAAGAAUGCCAGGAUGAAAGCUUCUGGUACAGAGCCCUCCCUCUCUCUGUGGGCAGCAUGGCUGUCACCGGUGGAUUGAUCUACAAUGGUGUAUGGAAGGCAUCGAAACGAUUUGGCCCUUUCCCCAAGCUAGCAGUUGCUGGGAUCCUUGGUUUUGCAGUAGGUAAAGCCUCCUAUUUUGGAACUUGUCGACGCAAGCUUCAUGACCUUGGUAUUGAAGGACCCCCAUUUGGGCCUUGGUCUACGGGAGAUCAUAAAUUUGGUCCUCCUGGACACAGCUUUACGUUAUUUAAAUCCAUGACCCUACACCUUACCAAAUGUGUCACUGAUUCGUUGAAUCCCAACAGACACUGUCAUCACGUGUGUGAAGAAUGCAAGAAAAAAGAUGCACCUACAGAAGAGGUGAAGAGCUAAAGAAUCGCAGGACGACAUCUGUAUGACACGGAACCUUUCAAGGCUUUUUUGUGUUCCGGUGUAGCUUUAUGAUUCGUCUCAAGAUAUGCACUAAAAGCCACAUGGGGGCGCUGUGCUACAUUAAAUCGAGCAAAAAUAAAAUCAGCAUCGUUCUGACUUCAUUGAAAUUAAGCUUAAUGUCAGAUAACUAAAAUUCUUAACAUAGACAAAAUGGCAGCUUUGUGUUAUUGUGAUGAUUAAUAAUGUGUUUUCACCAGUGGAAUUCCAAUACACGCUAUGUUAAGACAAAUAUCAUCGCUGGUGCUUGAGUUGGAUUUGUGUAUGAACAAAAUAAACAAUUGAAGUGAAUAAAUAAAUAUAAAUAAAAACUUAAAUAUU